Falco peregrinus (peregrine falcon) is the source of this 3470-nucleotide messenger RNA. It is a transcript of the gene FAM167A, whose product is annotated as family with sequence similarity 167 member A. NCBI's taxonomy places the organism in Eukaryota, Metazoa, Chordata, Aves, Falconiformes, Falconidae. The record is from RefSeq and is a predicted model, not a curated record. The transcript is spliced from 3 exons. Bases 306 to 947 code for a protein of 213 amino acids.
GCGAGACAGGGAGGAGGAUGAGACAGUCUCCUGAAGGCGCUGGUGACACGGCUCUACAAAUACCAAGUUGGAGACCCGAGACUGAAAGCAGGAGCCAAGAUGUCUGUGCCAUCUUCCCUCUGACUCCGUCCCCGGUGUUCAUCCAAGGCUGGUGUGGUGCUUGAGUGGGAGCCACUACCACCUCGGCUGUCCUCUAAGGCACUGUGUUUUGGAACGCCGUGAUACCUGGUCAGACCUUGAGGGUUUCCCAUCCCCAUCCCUGGUCCUUUGCAGCCCACCUCUAUGCCUUUUGACUCCCAGAGAGGAUGUCUCUACCAAAAAUCCAAAUAGAAGAGGCACUGGACAGCAUGGAUGCUGGCUCUGGAGGUGCUGCUCCUCCUGAUGACCACCUGAGGACCCUCAAGGCAUUGACAGAGAAGCUGAGACUGGAGACCAGGCGCCCUUCCUACUUGGAGUGGAAGGCAAAGUUAGAGGAGCAGGCAUGGAAGAGCCCCCAGCCAGCAGGAGAGGAGGAGGAGGAGGCAACUGAGGCCAAAAAGGUCACGGGUGAGACUGUCCCCUUGAGGAAGGUGCAGCUGCAUCUUAAUGGCAGCCCUGCCCAGGACAAAGUGACUCUUACAUCAGGAAGAAUAGGUGGCUUCGAGAGCAUCGAUGAAGCUUUGAUGUGGCUUAGGAAGGAAUUGGCAGAAAUGCGCCUGCAGGACCAGCAGCUGGCAAGGCAGCUCAUGCGUCUUCGCAGCGACAUCAACAAGCUGAAGAUCGAGCAGACCUGCCACCUGCACCAGCGCAUGCUCAAUGAUGCCACAUAUGAGCUGGAGGAGAGGGAUGAGCUCUCCGACCUCUUCUGUGACUUCCCACUCAUGAGCUCCUUCAGCCUCUCCACACCACUGAAGCUCAUUGGAGUCACCAAGAUGAACAUCAACUCCCGCCGGUUCUCGCUGUGUUGAAGGGGGGAAGGAGAAGGAAGGAUGGGGGAGAAAGCGAGAGAGGACUGGGCAGCACCAGGGAUCUCUCCACCUGACGGCUGGGUGAAAAGAGGCCAAAAAGGAGCAGAGGGAACAGGAGCAAACAGGGAACCCACAACUGGUCUUGGUGGCAGGGUGGAGCAGCAGAGUGAGGCACUGAGAUGGCCCAGAGAUGCUUGUUGAGAAGACAGGACCUGCAUGGAGGAAGCAUGGAGAGCAUCUGAACCCAACUGUGCACUUAGCCUGCUCCUUUGCAAAGUCUUUUCUCCUCCUCUUCCCCCCACAGUAACUCAGAGGAUGAAGCUCCAGUGUGGUUGGUUGUACUCAAAAAUCAAAGAAGGGCAUCAAAGAUCAGCCACAAAGCAAAGUAAAAUCCCUCUUCCCUUCCCCUUUACCUCCUCCCAGGCUAGAGUCGACUCAUCAGAAAAUAAGUCACUCUCCUCCAUGGAUGUCUCCUUGGAUAUCAAUCUUCAGCCUCUGCUGACCCAAGCACAAGGUCCAAGGGGCUAUUUUUGGUGGGAAGCUGAUUUCUAGUGGAAAGGAACCCUCCUAGCAGGUGAGGGACUGUGGUAGGCAGCCCCAAGAAAUGGUGAGAGAAGGAAGAAGACUUGCUCUGUUGAGUCCAGUGUACUCUAGCUUGAUUUUGCCUGUGGUAUAGAUUAUGGACAGACCAUGGACACAUUUAUAUAGAGAAUACAGCUGGACAGAAGUCACCUGUGUGCCCUAGAAGGCAUACCCAGAGCAAUAUGUGUUUCUGAUCUUGUUGUCAGCAGUGACCACAAGACACCGUGUGGUUACCCCCACAAGCAGUAAAGCAAAGGAGGUAACUUACACCCAAGACAUCCCAUAUCAGAGAAAUCACCCCAGGCUGACAUUCCCUCAGUAGCAGCACCAGCAGAUCCUGGAUCCUCUGUAGCAGCACGCAUCCAUCAGAGAAAGGAACUUCAAGAGGAGAAGAGGGACUUUUAUAUAAUGAGCAUAAAGCGUGACUAUAAAAUUAAAAGGAGAAAUAUUGCUGCGAUGAGCUUUGGACCUGCAGCAAACACGUGGGUUUCCCUCCCUGCUUGGCAGUAUGUCAGAUGGAUGUUAUAUUUUCUUGCCUUUCAGUGCACACAGAUGUACACCUGCCUGUAUGUGACAUGGUGUGGAGGGCAGAGUGUAGCCCAGCAAGGGCAGGGACUCAAGAAGUCUAGCCAUGGCAGUCUGGCACCCAAGGCAGUUGGUCUAGAGCAAGUGUGGGUGCCUCUAGGCUCUCCCUCCUGUGCCAACACCACUUCUGACCGUGUCAGAGUGGUACAAUCUCUCAACCCAUCACUCUAGCCCAGCUCAGCUCUCCACCACAUGCCCAAGCAGAGAGCUCUGCAGCUGAGUGAACAUGACUGUCUCCACGCAGCACUACCCUAGGCCCUGGGGAUAAGCAGGAGAUGCAAGCCAAGGCUGAGCUGGAAGCUGUGUAGCUGUGUUGAUGUGCCUGUACCUGACUGUGUCUGUAAGCUAUGUGUGUGCAUAAGUUGUUGUGUGUGUGCAUGUGAGCCCGCAGGAUGCCUCUUUCAGGAGGUUGUUUGGUGGACCCAUCUCUUUGCUCCCAAACGUGACGUGAACCAGAAUCCAAUGAGAUUCUGACGUGCCUGGGAAGAUGCAAUGAGGCUUCAAGACUUGGGGUUUCCACAGAGAGCUUAGGUCGAUGCAGAGAAGAUAAGUUAAUUCAUCUGCCUCCACAGGUCUCCUUUGGAGCAACAAAUGAACAUCACAGAGGGGUUCAUAGCCACAUGGGGACUGGCAAGGGACCCUGGAGCUGAGUUCAGUCCUCUAUCUCCCAUAGUACAUAGCCCCUCAGUGAUGCCUCCCCCUCCACGUCAAAGCUCACUGAGUAUCUUUUCUUUCUGCUAAGGAAGGAGGUAUUUGGGGUGCUGGAGCUCUGUCUAUACCAGUAAGUUACUCAGUGCCAUGCCUGGGUGUUCAGUCUUGUGCUGCCCAGGUGGUGAAGGUUUAACUGGGUUGUGGCCAGACUGCCAGUUGGCCCCUGGACAAGACAACCUGUCACGAUGCCAUUUAGCUUACUAGUAGAGAAAUAGUCUUAUUUCCCCAUGGACAUCUUGAAAAAGAAAGUCUCGUUAAAAUUCUUCUUUGUUUACUUUUUUAAUUCUAAAAAUACAAAUCAAUUCAUGUCUCACAUGUUGACUUUCAGAGGCGUUUUCGAUCAAAAGAUAGCAAUGAUGACUUUUCAGUGACAAUAAUACCUUGGAAGAGAGGGACCAGUUCUCUCUAGGAUCAGCUAGAGUCGACUGUAGGGUGGACCUGCCUGUGGGCUCUUGUCUGGUAGCCAAACGUAGGAGGUUAGUACAAGCACAGUCUUAGGAGGUCAUUAUAUAUGGCAUUAGAAAUAUCAGACGUCUGGGUUCCAGACAUGUAUUUUCUGCAUUAAGUGGAAUGAGGGAUGGCUAUAACUGCCAGCUGUUUGUCAAAAUGCACAAUUUUUUAAUUAUAAAAAUAUGUCUGUAUUGA